Lotus japonicus is the source of this 1589-nucleotide messenger RNA. RefSeq names its product transcription factor bHLH18-like. Gene Ontology annotation, molecular function: protein dimerization activity. Lineage: Eukaryota; Viridiplantae; Streptophyta; Magnoliopsida; Fabales; Fabaceae. Bases 122 to 1138 code for a protein of 338 amino acids. The transcript has 4 exons. The record is from RefSeq and is a predicted model, not a curated record.
CUGAAUAAGACCACGUGGGAAAAAAUUGCAUUUUGCUAUUUAAGAGGCAGCUCCUACUUUUGAUCAACGAGGCUAAUGCACAAGGUCCACUUCAGAAGUUCUCUUUCUUUAGUGUGCAAAAAUGGCCCAUUUAUUGGAGAAUUUGGUUUCUCAUAUGGAAAUGGAUGAUGAUAUCUUCAAUCAAAGUGAUAACUCAUUUGAUGAGCAAGGGUUCCUCAGAGAGAUCCUUCAGUUACCAGAUUUCUCACCUCAAAGUGAUGAAACCUCCUCCCCUUGUCCUUAUUUCAAAAUCCAAAACAACAUUUCUGUAGAUGGUGUCACCAGCCCACCCAAUAGUAUAAGCACUCUGUCCCUUGAGGAGACAGGUUUUGAAAGGAAUGACCCUCUUCACAAGAGUCACAGCUCCAACUCUAUCAUGUCUUUGGAAAAUAAUCUCAAUUCUCCAACCACAUACCUUUUAUCUUUUGACAAGUCCAGUGUUGAACAAAUCACUCAUGAAUCUUCCCCAGAUCAUAACUCUGUAUUGAGAUCCAAUAACAGGACUAGAGGAUCUGAAUUAACACCAGGGAUGCACCAAGCAACUAAGAAGGUGAGAAGGUCAGGAACACCACAUCACAUAAUGGCAGAGAGAAAACGAAGAAAGGAGUUGACACAGAACAUCAUAGCACUUUCAGCAACAAUACCUGGAUUGAAGAAGACAGACAAGGUUUAUGUUCUUCGUGAAGCCAUCAAUUACACAAAACAACUUCAGGAGCGCGUUAAAGAGUUGGAGAAUCAAAACAGAGAUAAAAAUGUAGAUUCAGCAACAUUCACCAUGAAAUCUCAAGAUUCCUCAAAUAAAAGCACCACCUAUUGUGAAACAAACAGAGAAUCACUGCCAAUUGGUGUCAAAGCAAGAGUCCUAGAGAAGGAAGUGAAUGUUGGAAUCCAUUGUGAGAAGCAAAAAGACAUAGUGCACAAUAUUUAUGUCUUGCUUGAAAAGAUCCAUCUCUCUGUGACAUGUAGUAGCGUGUUACCAUUUGGGACUUCUCUCAUAAUUAACAUUAUUGCUCAGAUGGAUGAUGAAUACAACAUGAGCAUUGAUGAGCUAGUGAAAAACCUGAAAGAAUAUAUGUUGGAGGCAUGCGGCGUGCAAUAGUAACUCAUUCUAUACAUUCAAGAAGUUCUCUCCAAUUCUAGUUUAUGAUGAUCUCGUGAAGGAGUUUGGGAAAAGCUGUUGUCCUUUGGUGAUGACUUGGUUUGUGUUCUUGUUUGUCUCGUGAAAAGGGGAGGAAUUGAAAAAGCAAAUGCUAUAUAUAUAAGAAAUGGUCCAAGUUUAUGUGCAUAUUCUUUUUUUAGGUAUAAUAAUGAGAGGGAGUUUGGGAUCAAGUUCAACUUUUCUCAAAAUGAUGUUUUAUUUCUCCUGUUUAUCAAUGAGAUUAUGUCACAUGAAUUAAAACUAACUUUGCGAAGUGUGGGGUUCAAAUUCUGGUCACUUCAUUUCAUGUCAUGUUGCUCUCUCUGCUAACGGACCAUGUGUUUACUUUACACCUGUUUGUAUACAGAUGAUAUAUAGAGUUAUGAUAUUUUCACCCUUCUUUCUCUUGCAA